AUGGAAUGAUAUGAACCCGGUUAUGUCCAGAAGAAGUGGAAGAGACAAGAGGAGUAGUAUGUUCAUGCUUAGGCUUAUAAUGGGGAAGCUGCAAAGGAGACUUUCAGUACUACACAGAAGGCGACCUUUGGAUGAAGGUGACGACGAUGAGCAGGUCGAUGAAGUUGGAAGUGAGAUGGAUGUGCCGGAAGAUGUGAAGGAAGGACAGUUUGUGGUGUUUGCAGCUGAUGCUGGGAAUCUUACGAGGUUUAUUGUUGAACUGGGUAUUCUGAAUGAUCCUGACUUCUUGAAGCUGCUGCAGCAAGCUGAGGAAGAAUUUGGUUUCGAACAAAAGGGUGCUCUGAUGGUUCCUUGCCGACCAGAUGACCUUCAGAAGAUCCUGGGAGGCAAAAAGGAAGGGAGUAGUGCUGCUGCUGGUUGGAAUUACUGUGAGAGCACUACAUUACAUGAUUAGAGUUAGAUGUGUACAGAAAAUGUAUUACACUAAAUCUUCUUUUCUGUUUAGUUUAUAUAUAGUAGACAGUAGAUCAUGAAUGUAAUGUAGGUGUAUAUGGUUAAAUUAAUACAUGAAUUUGGUGUCUUCA
Molecule: messenger RNA, 584 nt
Organism: Nelumbo nucifera (sacred lotus)
Lineage: Eukaryota; Viridiplantae; Streptophyta; Magnoliopsida; Proteales; Nelumbonaceae
Biological process (GO): response to auxin
Source: RefSeq, a predicted model, not a curated record